Molecule: messenger RNA, 1067 nt
Organism: Kickxella alabastrina
Lineage: Eukaryota; Fungi; Kickxellomycota; Kickxellomycetes; Kickxellales; Kickxellaceae
Exons: 1
Coding region: 76-963 (295 amino acids)
Molecular function (GO): hydrolase activity, acting on ester bonds
Source: RefSeq, a predicted model, not a curated record
GCGUCUUUUAACUUUAUGUGAUUAAUUGGAUAUUUUAAAAAGUAUUUAUUCCUCACAAAAAAAUAUACGACGCGUAUGGCGCUGGACAGCUACACAAGACUGGUUUUCAUUGGCGAUUCUAAUAGCGACAACGGCAAUGUUUUGCGCAUGACCCAGGGAACGCACCCAAAGCCCAACACAGUCUACUGGCGCGGCAGGUAUUCGAACGGCAAGACGUGGACAGAUAUUCUGGAAGAGAAGUCUAAUAAGCCAGCACUCAAUUUGGCCCACGGGUGUGCCACCAUAGAUAACGAGCUGGUUGCAGGCACCGCGCCCAUGCCCAACGGCAGACGCGCUGAGAUCCCCAGCGUUCUGGAUCAGGUUGCCCAAUUAACUGUAGCAAAGAUAGAUGCGAGGGACUUGGUGUUUAUUCAAGUCGGCUCCAACGACCUCAACUCUGUCAUUGACACAGGGCCGACAUACAAUAAGAAAGCGGACUUUACGCCGACUGUGCUCGCUGCAAAGCUACGCCAGGUCGUCGAGAUUCUGUGUUUGCAUGGCGCGCACCAUGUUGUCGUUAUGAAUGUAAGGCCACGCGAGGAUUAUCCUGGCGUUAUUGCGCUUAAGAAUCCGCAGAAGCUCGAGCUGUCCAGAAGCAUGACCUUGGAGCUCAAUGCUGCUAUUGACAGGGAGAUAGCCCAUCUGCAGGGUGCUUUGGGCCGAGACUACCGAGUCGUUGUCUUUGACACGCACUCCUUUCAGAAGCAGAUAACCAGCAACCCGGCUGCGUUUGGUAUCGAUCCAGACUGGCGAACGCCGGUGUAUACGCCGCCAUCAGAUUCACUACUGUUUGGCGACGAGCAGCACCAACAACCACAGCUCAUCAGCCCAGAUACAAAGCUGUUCGUGGACUCUGCGCACCUGGCAAGGCGGGCGCAGGAAUUGCUGGCCGAUCAAGUCAUCAACGCACUCGCAUUGGAGUGAAAGCAAAUCCUUUUUCGUUUUGUAUGCAAUUAUUUAAGCACUUCCACGCACUGCAGAGGAAAAUGUAUUCACAACGCAGCGUCAAUCAAAAAAUUAGAAAUUGC